AUGGAGAAUGUGCCAUUUACCAAAAGAGCUCCGCGGAAUUUGUGUGGCAAGAUAAGCCGGGAGCAAGCAGAAGAUGAUGUUAGGAAAACAAUGGAAGUGUUUCAUGAUCUGUGCUCAAAGGAUCCUCAAUUCACGUAUCGAGUUCAGGCGGACAAAGAGGGCAGGAUCAGCAACUUGAUGUGGGCUACAGGGAACAGUAGGCUCCAGUACAACUUCUUUGGGGAUGUCAUUACAUUUGACACAACCUAUAGGACCAACCUGUAUGACAUGCCAUUUGGGUUAUUUGUUGGAGUGAACAACCAUUUCCAGAGUAUCAUACUAGCUGAUCAAAACAAGGCGAUGGAGGUUGCCAUAAGUAAUGUCAUGCCAAACACGGCUCACCGGUGGUGCAAGUGGCAUGUGCUAAAGAAGGCAAAAGAGUCGAUUAGCCCAUUGUACACAAAGAAGAGUGAUUUUCAACCAGAGUUUCACAAGGUUGUCAACCACAUGCUAACCAUAGAUGAGUUUGAGGAUGGCUGGAAGUACUUAAUAGACAAAUACAACUUGAAAAGUCAUGACUACAUGACUAAUUUGUUUGAAAUACGGCACAAAUGGGCAAAGCCCUACUUCAAGGGGGUGUUCUGUGCAAAAAUGACUAGUACACAACGGAGUGAAAGCGCAAAUCACAUGCUAAAGAACUACGUGCCGCCUGGUUGCCCUAUGCAUGUUUUUGUGAGGAAGUAUAUGAGUUUAAUUUUUGACCGUGAGUCAGAAGAAAAUUAUGAGGAAAAGCGGACAGCAAUUGGGAGGCCACUUAUGCGAGCAAAUAUGGCAACUGAGAGACACGCUGGGAAGAUUUACACAAGAGAUAUGUUCGAGCAGUUUGGCCAUAUACUGUAUGAGUGUGGUGCAUAUCAGGUAGAAGAAAAAGAAAAAGGGAAAGAGUAUAUCGCAAUACAUACAGAUGCUGCACGGCGGGAGAAGUGGUGCAGAACCUCAUACAAGGUGACGGUGAUUGAAGGUGGAGAUGAAUUUGAUUGCGAGUGCGGACAGUUUGCCCACAUGGGGCUGUUGUGCAGCCAUAUACUGAAGGUAAUGGACUUCAUUCGUGUGACAGAAAUCCCAAAGAAGCACAUUGUGAAAAGGUGGACACGAGAUGCGAGAGAUGUGCUUCCAGCCCACCUGAUGCAGUACCAGAGAGACAACGCUCAGGAAAACCCAUUUAGUUUUAGGCAUUUCAAUCUGUACAAGCAAGCCAUGGAGCUUGUACGCAUGGGAGACUCAAGUGUGGCAGCUUACGACCGCUUGACAUCACUAUUCAAUCACUGUGCAGCCGAGAUGAAGCCGUACACGGAUGUCAGAGAUGGCCUAGGUUUGGAGGACAGGUUAGCCGGCAAUGGUACUGUUCAGAAAAUGUUACAAUCAGGAGGCGACGUAUGCAAUCCGUUCGAAGCUACACAAGUCGACGACGGAAACGAUGACAGCAACUCGUCUAAUGAGUCUGCAAAUAGGAUCGAGAACCUGCUGGCACCUGCCAGACGGAAGCAAGUUGGGAGGCCGACAAUGAGUAAGGAGAAGGCGCCAUAG
Messenger RNA from Triticum aestivum (bread wheat), 1566 nucleotides. RefSeq names its product protein FAR1-RELATED SEQUENCE 5-like. Lineage: Eukaryota; Viridiplantae; Streptophyta; Magnoliopsida; Poales; Poaceae. The coding region runs from base 1 to 1566 and encodes 521 amino acids. Gene Ontology annotation, molecular function: zinc ion binding. The transcript has 4 exons. The record is from RefSeq and is a predicted model, not a curated record. Gene Ontology annotation, biological process: regulation of DNA-templated transcription.